Messenger RNA from Porites evermanni, 428 nucleotides. The record is from the annotation of a GenBank genome assembly. Lineage: Eukaryota; Metazoa; Cnidaria; Anthozoa; Scleractinia; Poritidae.
CUUAGUGGCAUCAUUAUCAUCGGCCCCGCCAUCACUAUUCUUUCCGACUGUCUUUGUUGUCAUUGGUGCUACUUCUGUCGUCUUCGUCACUACUUUCGGCGUCAUCAUCACUUAUAUCACUGCUGCUCUCAUUUCCAGAAAACCCCAACGUUGUGCUUAGUUCUGAUUUCUCGCAGUCUCACUGUUCAGAUGUCAAAGCUACCGCUCAUUUCUUUUCUCCUUUUGCAAGUUUCUUGACGAUGUCUCUGCACAAAUCCUCCUUCUCACAAGUCUUUCCCUACGGUAAAUCUGGCGCAACCUUCUUGAGGACGUCAAUUGUUCUGGCCCUGGCCACAUGCUUCGCCUUUUUUUGCUUAAGAAUCCAUAACAGUCGCAUAGACUGUUUAGCAAAAACAAAAGUAAUUACCUACGAAGGAACAACAAGAUAG